Leptonychotes weddellii (Weddell seal) is the source of this 2840-nucleotide messenger RNA. NCBI's taxonomy places the organism in Eukaryota, Metazoa, Chordata, Mammalia, Carnivora, Phocidae. The record is from RefSeq and is a predicted model, not a curated record.
CACGCCGGUAUGCCUCUCCUGCGGGCACAAGGCUGUUAGUUACGCGGUUUCGCGCACGUAGCGACCCAGAGCCUCCAAGGCCAUGGCUUCCGUCGGAGCGAUCCCAGGCAGGACGCCGCAGGGCCCGGGGCCCGGGGCAGCCUCGGCCAGCUUUCCCAGCCUGGCCCCGGUGCCGGGCCGCGGGGAGGCCGAGGAGGAGGAGAACGAGCAGGAGCCGGCGGAGAUCCAUCUGUGUGUCCUGUGGACUUCGGGAUACUUGGGCAUUGCCUAUUAUGACACUAGUGACUCCACCAUCCACUUCAUGCCAGAUGCCCCAGAUCACGAGAGUCUCAAGCUUCUCGAGAGAGUGUUGGAUGAAAUCAAUCCCCGGUCUGUUGUUACGAGUGCCAAACAGGAUGAGAAUAUGACUCGGUUUCUAGGGAAGCUUGCCUCCCAGGAGCACAGAGAGCCUAAGAGACCUGAAAUCGUAUUUUUGCCAAGUGUGGAUUUUGGUCUGGAGAUAAGUAAACAGCGCCUCCUUUCUGGAAACUACGCCUUCAUUCCAGACUCCAUGACUACCACUGAGAAAAUCCUCUUCCUCUCCUCCAUUAUUCCCUUUGACUGCCUCCUCACGGUUCGGGCACUUGGAGGGUUGCUCAAGUUCCUGGGUCGAAGAAGAAUUGGGGUUGAACUGGAAGACUAUAACAUCAGCGUCCCCAUCCUGGGCUUUAAGAAAUUUGUGUUGACCCAUCUGGUGAGCAUAGAUCAAGACACAUACAGCGUUCUGCAGAUAUUUAAGAGUGAGUCCCAUCCCUCAGUGUACAAAGUGGCCAGCGGACUGAAGGAGGGGCUCAGCCUCUUUGGAAUCCUCAACAGAUGCCGUUGUAAGUGGGGAGAGAAGCUGCUCAGGCUGUGGUUCACACGUCCAACUCAGGACCUGGGAGAGCUAAAUGCUCGGUUGGAUGUCAUUCAGUUUUUCCUCCUACCUCAGAAUCUGGACAUGGCUCAAAUGCUGCAUCGGUUGCUGGGUCAUAUCAAGAAUGUACCUCUGAUUCUGAAACGCAUGAAGCUGUCCCACACCAAGGCCAGCGACUGGCAGGUUCUAUACAAGACUGUGUACAGUGCCCUGGGUCUGAGGGAUGCCUGCCGCUCCCUGCCCCAGUCCAUCCAGCUCUUUCAGGACAUUGCCCAAGAGUUCUCUGACGACCUGCACCAUAUCGCCAGCCUCAUUGGGAAGGUGGUGGACUUUGAGGGCAGUCUUGCUGAAAAUCGCUUCACAGUCCUCCCCAACAUAGAUCCUGACAUUGAUGAGAAAAAACGAAGGCUGAUGGGACUUCCCAGUUUCCUCACUGAGGUCGCCCGGAAGGAGCUAGAGAAUCUGGACUCCCGUAUUCCUUCAUGCAGUGUCAUCUACAUCCCUUUGAUUGGCUUCCUUCUCUCUAUUCCCCGCCUGCCUUCCAUGGCAGAGGCCAGUGACUUUGAGAUUGAAGGACUGGACUUCAUGGGCUUUGUUCCUUUCAACAAGCCUGUUCAGCUUCAGCACAAGUAUCAAAGAAACAACGACUUCAGAGGAGGUAAGAAGGAAUACUCCAAAGGAUUCACUGAGGAAAAUUCAGCCCGUAUCCUAGGAAAGAGCCCCACAUUGUUUCUGUCAGAGGAGAAGCUGCACUACCGUAGUGCUCGAACCAAGGAGCUGGAUGCAUUGCUGGGGGACCUGCACUGUGACAUCCGGGACCAGGAGACCCUGUUGAUGUACCAGCUGCAGUGUCAGGUGCUGGCACGGGCCGCUGUCUUGACCCGGGUGUUGGACCUUGCCUCCCGCCUGGACGUCCUGCUGGCUCUUGCCAGUGCUGCCCGGGACUAUGGCUACUCAAGGCCCCGUUAUGCCCCCCAGCUCAUUGGGGUCAGAAUCCAGAAUGGCAGACAUCCUCUGAUGGAACUCUGUGCCCGAACCUUCGUGCCCAACUCUGCAGAAUGUGGUGGGGACAGAGGGAGGGUCAAAGUCAUCACUGGACCCAAUUCCUCAGGGAAGAGCAUAUACCUCAAACAGGUAGGCUUGAUCACAUUCAUGGCCCUGGUGGGCAGCUUUGUGCCAGCAGAGGAAGCCGAAAUUGGGGCUGUGGACGCCAUCUUUACCCGAAUCCACAGCUGUGACUCCAUCUCCCUGGGCCUCUCUACCUUCAUGAUCGACCUCAACCAGAUGGCGAAAGCAGUGAACAAUGCCACCAAGCAGUCUCUGGUCCUCAUUGACGAAUUUGGAAAGGGAACCAACACGGUGGACGGGCUCGCACUUCUGGCCGCUGUCCUGAGACACUGGCUGGCACUUGGACCCACGUGCCCUCACAUCUUUGUGGCCACCAACUUUCUGAGUCUUGUUCAGCUCCAGCUGCUGCCACAAGGGCCCCUUGUACAAUAUUUGACCAUGGAGACCUGUGAGGAUGGAGACGACCUAGUCUUCUUCUAUCAGGUGUGUGAAGGUAUUGCCAAGGCCAGCCAUGCCUCCCACACAGCUGCCCGGGCUGGGCUUCCUGACCAACUCCUUACUCGUGGCAAGGAGGUCUCAGACUUGAUCCGCAGUGGGAAACCUAUCAAGCCUGUCAAGGAGUUGCUAAAGGAGAAGCAAAUGGAAAAUUGCCAGACAUUAGUAGAUAAAUUUCUGAAACUGGACCUGGACGAUCCCGACUUGGACCUGGACCUUUUCAUGAGUCAGGAAGUGCUGCCUGCUGCCACUGCCCUCCUUUGAGAGCCCUUCCUUGGCCCUCCUCCACCUCAACCUGUCUCCUCACCUUCCUCAGACCCAGAACUCUCAGCUUUCCUGGAAAUUUUGUUUCAUAUUAGGAAUAAAGUUUACUUCAGAGAAA